Amorphotheca resinae ATCC 22711 is the source of this 449-nucleotide messenger RNA. RefSeq lists its product as hypothetical. Gene Ontology annotation, biological process: maturation of SSU-rRNA from tricistronic rRNA transcript (SSU-rRNA, 5.8S rRNA, LSU-rRNA); translation. Gene Ontology annotation, cellular component: ribosome; cytosolic small ribosomal subunit. The coding region runs from base 1 to 435 and encodes 144 amino acids. Gene Ontology annotation, molecular function: structural constituent of ribosome; RNA binding. Lineage: Eukaryota; Fungi; Ascomycota; Leotiomycetes; Helotiales; Amorphothecaceae. The record is from RefSeq and is a predicted model, not a curated record. The transcript is spliced from 4 exons.
AUGGCAUCGACAACCCAGAGUGUUCAAUGCUUCGGCAAGAAGAAGACAGCUACGGCCGUCGCACACUGCAAGGCUGGUAAGGGUCUUGUCAAGGUCAACGGAAAGCCUCUCAACCUCGUCCAACCCGAGAUCUUGCGAUUCAAGGUCUACGAGCCCCUCCUGAUUGUCGGUCUCGACAAGUUCGCCGGCGUCGAUAUCCGCGUCCGAGUCACCGGUGGUGGUCACACAUCCCAAAUCUACGCCAUCCGUCAAGCCAUCGCCAAGUCAAUCGUCGCAUACUACCAAAAGUUUGUCGAUGAGCACAGCAAGAACACCCUGAAGCAGGCACUUGUUCAGUACGACCGAACAUUGUUGGUUGCCGACAACAGACGAUGCGAGCCUAAGAAGUUUGGAGGUCCCGGUGCAAGAGCCAGAUACCAAAAAUCGUACCGUUAGGAUGGAUAUGCUUG